UGCAGCAGGGGAGCCGCGCUAGUACGCCUUUUAUACAUUUUAUCGCAAAAUAUCGGACGAUUCUGACCAGUCGAUACGUAACGAUCACAGUGAAAUGACUUCAAACGCGUUCUAUUCGUCGAAUACCGUCACGUGGGUGGUGGCCGCGAUUGGUGUCUACUGCCUCGUGUUUCGAUCAGCGCUGGUGAAUGCACAACAAUCGCUCACACAAGCCGAUAUGGACGAGAUUGCCAAAGGAAUGAGAAAGGUGUGUAUGUCGAGACACAAAAUUUCCGAAGAAAUAGCCAACUAUCCCAGCCAGGGCAUUUUUCCCGACGAUAAAGAGUUUAAGUGUUACGUCGCAUGCUUAAUGGAUCUAACACAAACAUCGAAAAAAGGAAAGCUCAACUACGAUGCAGCAGUGAAGCAGAUCGAGAUCCUUCCGGAAACGUACCGGCAACCGUUCCGACUGGGGCUUGACUCCUGCCGCACAGCAGCCGACGAUGCCGCGGAUCGCUGUGAAGUCGCGUACAUACUGCUGAAAUGUUUCUUCAAAGCGAGCCCCAAAUUCUUCUUUCCUUAAACUUAUAAAAAAAAACAACGCCUAGUUUUAUUCAUAAAGGGACCAUAACAAAAGCAGUUUUGCUCCAA
Molecule: messenger RNA, 630 nt
Organism: Anopheles arabiensis
Lineage: Eukaryota; Metazoa; Arthropoda; Insecta; Diptera; Culicidae
Product: general odorant-binding protein 72-like
Exons: 4
Coding region: 95-562 (155 amino acids)
Biological process (GO): sensory perception of smell; olfactory behavior
Cellular component (GO): extracellular region
Molecular function (GO): odorant binding; dibutyl phthalate binding
Source: RefSeq, a predicted model, not a curated record